This is a messenger RNA of Zootermopsis nevadensis, 1657 nucleotides long. Its product is annotated as retinoid-inducible serine carboxypeptidase. Lineage: Eukaryota; Metazoa; Arthropoda; Insecta; Blattodea; Termopsidae. Gene Ontology annotation, molecular function: serine-type carboxypeptidase activity. Gene Ontology annotation, biological process: proteolysis. The record is from RefSeq and is a predicted model, not a curated record.
GUAGGUAAAUAGGUAUAAAUGUAACUAAUUUUGUACUCGCCGUGUUCAGACUUGGCGUGAAAGUUUGAAUUUGUAUACGUAUCGUGAUAACAAAGCAAGUUAAAUGAUUCUGCUCUUGAUUGCAUUGUUUUUCAUCGGCUUUGUAACAGGCCGGUCUGGGGUUGGUCCUGGGGAACAGGACUGGGGCUAUGUGACAGUGCGACCUGAAGCUCACAUAUUCUAUUGGUUGUACUAUCAUGAACGGACUACUGAACAUCCCCUUGUUAUAUGGCUGCAGGGCGGUCCUGGCGCAUCAUCUACUGGCUAUGGAAACUUUGAGGAACUAGGCAUUGUGGACACAAACCUCAACGUCCGCAACUACUCUUGGGUGAAACAUGUGAAUGUCCUGUUCAUUGAUAACCCUGUGGGUACAGGCUUCAGCUAUGUGGACAGCUAUUCUGCACUCACUACAAACAAUUCACAGAUUGCAAAAGACCUUGUGACAUUCACUGGAGGCUUCCUUGAGGCUCAUCCUGAGUUCAAAACUGUUCCACUUUAUAUUUUCUCUGAAUCAUAUGGUGGGAAGAUGGCUGCAGAAUAUGCCCUCUUUCUGGACAAGGCAAUCAAAGACGGUAAUAUUGAAGUACCGCUGGAAGGAGUUGCUCUUGGAGACUCCUGGGUCUCUCCCAUUGACUCGGUUCUCACUUGGGCACCAUUUCUUUUACAGAUGGGAUUUGUAGACACUGAAGGAUACAACAUUAUUGACAGUUAUGCUCAGCAAACUAAAGCUGCUAUUGAUGCUGGAAAAUAUGAGUUGGCCACUGAUCUCUGGGGCAGAACUGAAAUGAUUAUCCUGCAAGUGACAGGUGGCAUUGACUUUUACAAUGUUCUGUUCCCUGUCCAUAGUAGCUCUAAAUCUCGGCCCAUAACUUCGUUCAGAGGUCUCGUAAACAAAUUGUUGCUGAGGGAUGAUGAUGAUCUGGAUCACUUUAUGAAUACUGUUGUGAAAGAAGCCUUAGAAAUCCCUGCAGAGGUUACCUGGGGAGGACAAAGCGGUGACGUUUUCGAUUACUUGUCCGAGGACUUCAUGAAACCAGCUACAGAAGUUGUGGAGCAGCUGCUGGAAAAAACAGAUUUAACUGUGUGUGUAUUUACGGGGCAGCUGGAUCUCAUUGUUGACACUCCGGGCACUUUGCUCUGGGCUGAACAGUUGAAGUGGUCUGAAGCUAAAAACUGGGCCACUGCUACAAGAUCACCGGUGGUCAUUAAUGGCAUCAUUGAGGGCUACAAAAAAUCAUUUGGAAAUUUCCACUUCUACUGGCUUCUCCGAUCAGGACACAUGGUUCCCACAGAUAAUCCAACUGGUGCACUCAAGUUACUCCAGGAAAUUACACACUAUAAGUAAACUUAGAGUGAUAUGAAACUUGAGUAAAGAAUUCUAGGAUUUGUUGGUCAUCUGUCCAAGAAUCUUUAUGGAAGGUGUUCAUAAAACAAUUUAAAAAUAUAUAACGAAGUAUUUGGAUUAUAAACUUGCACAUUCAUGAUUUGGUUCUUAGAUAUUCUUUCCAAAUACUUAAGCCAUUUGUAAUUAAUUAUAAUUGAAUUUAUAUGUUAUUUCCAUAAUACAUAUUGUAAUCUUCAAAUAUAUAUUUAUUAUUCAAGUCUAUACACAAACUUU